UAGCUACAGAUGUUUUUGCUGUCAAAUAAAUACAAACAAUAUUUUGGAUGGAAAAUUAAAGAUUUUUCUUUAUUAGUUUACUUGUAACAGUAGUUCAGGUUCAUGCAGUAGCAUGUGUUUUGGAUAUAAUAAAUAAACAUGUCUCAUUAUUCAUACGUUUUUAGAUAAUGUACCUUAUUAAAAAUGAUCUUUUCCAAAUGACAAAAUAAGUGGGCUGUGUAAACUAUCAAAGACUGUGUAGUGGUACAUUUAGCUGCUUACUGAUAGUCUCUCGUUAUCAAAAACCUUUACUGGGAGCUGUCAGUGUUUUAGUUUCAUAGGACAUCGUUAACUUUGCACCCUUUUUAAAGUUUUUUAUUUAUAUAGUGUUUAAACCAGUAAGUGCUCGUUCAAUAUACAAUAUUUACAUAAUUGGAAAAAAUGGCAAAGAAUAUGAUAAUGUUCUGGUAUGAAUAUGAAAAUCAUAAUUUAAUAAUAACUUACUAAUUCCUUAGAUGUGAAGAAUUUAGCUCAAGAUUAUAGCUAUUUUUCACUCUAUGGCUUUAUGUGCGGAGUAUCCGGGUUCUUCUAGUAAAUACAAGACAAUUCCCUUUUGUUGAAAUUAUAUUUUUAAAUGGUUUUGAUUGGCUACAAAGAUAAGAUUGCCUGCUUAGUACAGUAGAUUGUUUUAACGUGAUCCCCAAAAAGCUAAAGCCAAGGCUUACAUUAGAAAAAAAUUUUCAUGUAGCUAUUUUGCCAAAAUAGAAACAAAAGCAAAUUUGAAAAAAAUGUAGAUUUCAGAGUUGUCCUUCAGUUGGUCCCUGGCUGUAACAGAACACACCUGUAGAUGCAGCAUAAUGUCAGUCAUGUCCCAAAAUAAAUAUCUGUUUUGUUACAUUUGUUUUGAAUGAAUUGAAGCUGUGUUAAAACAUUUAGUUAUAUUUGAUAAGAAGGCAAAUUGGUGCCUAAAUAACAAGAUUUUUGUUCUCCUACGGUAUAAGAGAAGUUAGCUGUGGAAAUGGCCUGAACGCAUCAAUAGUUUUUAGUUGUGAUCAGAAAAUAGAGAUUCUAAACUACUUUUGUUUUUCCCCUUUCCAGCUUGCAGGAUACCACCCUUAACUUUGCAAGAUAUAACCCACAGAGGACAAUUAUCAAGAAGCGUCCGGGGAAGUGGCCCUAAAGAGAUUUUGGAUUUUACAAAACAUAUGGUGUAUAGGAUUGAGAUGUGGCAGAGAAAGGUAGGACAUGAAGCAGAAUUGGAGACCAGUGAAACUGCAAUAACCAGACAGAUGUAUUGAAUUUCAAGAUGAAGAAGAGGUCAUAGAUUUUGUUGUCAUGAGAAAUUGGGUGAGGUGGUGUGAGAAGUGAUGAGUGAAACAGAAGGAGUUUUCAUUUUCCAUGCAGUGCCAAUAAAUUGAUGCAAAAAUCCACUACACUAUUUAACAAUUGUGAAACUCUCUAUAUAUUAUAGACACACACACACUUGGAAAAUUCCUUGUCUUGAAUAUAGUCAUUUGUCAGUCAUAUUAACAGCUGUUAAAAAUGUAUACUUCAGUAAUUGCUUGGUUUUUUUUUUCAGAUGGAAGCUUUCUAUCUAGAAAACUUUAAUGAUGCCUUUGGCUGUAUGUCUUCUCUACUUGAAGAAAACUUCUAUUUUGGUUAUAAAAAACUUAAUUACAAUCAAAGGAAAAAUACCAUUGGUCAUAAGGUUACAAAUACAUUUUUGGAUAAUAUCAAUUUUAAAAAGUGUCCUUUUCAGAGAAGUUGUAAGAGAGCAAGACUUCAGAGCUAUUUGUUCAAGGAGGUCAUUUAUGAUAUUCCUCCAGUACUUCUGGCAGAGCAUCUCCAUGAAGAACUGAAAGCAGAGAAAUAUAAAAUAUUUUUUAACAGCGUAGCAACAGGAGGAGCCCUGGAAUUGUUCCCAUUACAAAACAAGUCAAAGACUUUGGAGUGCUGUCUGGUUUACCCCAGCAGAUCUGCUAUGAACAAACUCAAUUUUCACAAGGUUAAGCUUACAUCUUGUAAAUCGGGUGCACCCCAGCUCAAAGUACAGGAAAAACUGGCACUGUUUGAAUUAAAUGGAACAAUCCGUCAAAUAAAUGUGGCUGAUGUUGAAGAUCAAGUGUAUGUGGGUGUCCGAUCUGAUUAUUUGUGUGGUGCGUGGAAAGUCAACAGAAAACAGAAACCAGAGCCUCUCCAAACAAUUCAGAUGGAGAAUCCUGCAACAUGUAUCAGUGUCAGUCCUUAUCUUCCUGGAGAACUGCUUGUUGCAAAUGAAAGUGGUGCUGUUUACCUCUGGAAUCUAAAGACAGGAUUAUCUAUGAUUCGUCGUGAAACAGAAAAUCUUUACUUCAACGCACAGUCUUCAUGGAGGUGGUGUGAUUUCACUGCUCAUCCCCGAGUUAUAACUUAUGCUGACAGGACAGGCAUUGAUCUCACAGAUAUAAGGUCACCAAGCACUCAAACUCAGAAGAUGUUUUCAAUAGGACAGACUGCUGAAUGUAAAAAAGGGGAGAGAGUGGUUCUGCUAAAGCAUCUUAAUGAUGUGAAUGCUUAUCAUCAUCUUGUCACCUCGCAGUACUCUGCAUAUAUCAUGGAUGAACGUUUUCCUUGUGUGCCAUUGCUGAAGUGGGAACAUAUGUUGAAGUCCCCACCGAUAUUUUCACAGAUAUUAUCUGGGGAUUCAUGUAAAACCAGCAACAAGAUACUGUUGGGAACUCAGCGUUCACAGGAGGUUUUAAUGUUGCAGUAUUCAGAUGGAACACAGAUGGCUUAUGAAGCUCUUGGACCUCCUUUACAAUUUCCAGCACGCUCUAAUUGCUCAAGAUUCAUCCCUUUUCUGCUUCCUCAUGAAAAAGAGGUACUCUUUGAGCGUCUGCUUUCACCAGGUGCAGGAUUGGCAGCAAUUUACCAUCCCCACCAAGCAAAUGUGUUGUGUGUAAUUCAACUUGCUGAAACAGGAGACGUUUUUUAUCAGACAUGGAGCAGACAAGAAUCGUCAUCUUCUAUGGCCAGGCCAAGAGGGAGUGAUGCCAAUUCUAGUGAAAAAGACCACAGACAAGAGAAAGAAAGAGAAGACCAUGGUGUGUUUGUAUCAUCAUCCACUUCACAUGGAGAUGCACCUAAAGAAACAUGUACGUUUGGUGAUACGAGGCCAAUAAACCACACAUCAAAUCCAAAUCAAAAUACAAAUGUUACCCAAAGAUGUGAAGGCAAUACACCUUUAACAGAAUCCGUAGGCCUCAGCAAGAAAGCCCUUGCUAAAUUAGUAAAGUGGAAUUCAAAUGUUUUACAGAAGCAAACAGUAAAAAGACAAGAAAAGUUUUGCAAAGUUAAAAAUAAAGCAACACUUGCAUUGCCUAAAAUUGCUGAUACGGCAACAAAUCAUUCUCUAUAUCCGAAUAUAAGGCAGAAGAUGAGAGUUGCAAUGGAGGAAAAAAAGACUCUGAGCACCUGCUUAGAGUUACCAUCUCUUGAGGUCGUCGAUAUCCCAGGACAUAUAGACCCCUCAAGUUGGAAAGAUGAUCUCAGCAAACGUCUCACUGCCUCAUGGGAUGGUAAAUGGAACAGCUGGUGGGAAAACAAACUUGGGCUGAAUCGUAAACAGAAAAUUGAAGCUCUCCGUAAGAAGAGAAAGCUUCAGAAACUCGCCCGAGGACAUAGAUCACCAGGUCUCAGUGGAAGUUUUACAUCUUCUGUCACCUAUCAGUCUGAUUUGACUGAUUUUAGUGACCUCUCGGGUUGGUCAUCUGCAGACAGUAAUUUUGGAGGUAGCCGUUGUUCUUCUCCGCUAUCUGAUAUAGAAACUGAUAGCCACAAAGGGCCUUCCACGGUUGUUGCUGAGAGCAACACUGACAUGGAAAAUGUACGUCUGGGAGAAGAACAAGAUCAUGAAUGUGUACCUAACUCGGUUACUGCUUCAUCUGUCUCAUCUACUUCUCAAUACUCUGCCGUGCCAAAUCUUCGGCAGAAGUCUGCCGACUCUGUUUCCGCCUUCAGUGCUAUGGACUCCCUCGCUCAAAAUAGGAUUUCUGUUUUGUCUGCUUCAAAAGACAAAAGCUCUGCUGUAACUGGACAUCCAAGUCCAAAUCCCAGGUUACAUAGUCCUAGAAAAUCUUUGACCCAAAACUCUCAUCAGCUUCAAAAGAAAGCCAAUCAAGACUUGGCUUCUCUGUUAAUCGCACAGGAUUCCACACCAGAGCCUGACUUGGAGGACAACUGGAUUUUUCCUUUGGCAUCUUCCACUCAAAAGUCCUCACAAUUUUCAGCAUCUCCGAGCCUUCUUGGGCUUCCUUUGUCUCAGGGAUCCGUGACAGUAUCACAGCCUAAAAAGAAGAGGCCACGAAUGGGCUUCUAGUUUUGCAAGUGAAUAGAACAUCAAUAGGUUUUAGUUUGGCAUUUUUGCUUUCUUUUAGAAACUAUGCAGGAAUGUGAAUAGUUUGGGGGUAUUUUUCCCCCAAAUUUGUGCAAUGAGGCAACUUGAAGGAUGUUUCGAACAAAUUCCCUACCCUUGGACUUUGAAUAAAUGUGCCAAUUUAUAUUGCUUCCUUCAAUAAUGUGUAUAAUUUUGUUUAUUGUAAAUGACUAUUUUUUUAUAUAAAAAAAAUAAUCAUCCCAUGAUGAAUGCUAAUA
Molecule: messenger RNA, 4611 nt
Organism: Polypterus senegalus (gray bichir)
Lineage: Eukaryota; Metazoa; Chordata; Cladistia; Polypteriformes; Polypteridae
Gene: taf1c
Product: TATA-box binding protein associated factor, RNA polymerase I subunit C
Exons: 12
Coding region: 1559-4336 (925 amino acids)
Biological process (GO): transcription by RNA polymerase I
Cellular component (GO): fibrillar center
Molecular function (GO): RNA polymerase I core promoter sequence-specific DNA binding; protein binding
Source: RefSeq, a predicted model, not a curated record